Melopsittacus undulatus (budgerigar) is the source of this 1518-nucleotide messenger RNA. RefSeq names its product SUN domain-containing protein 5-like. NCBI's taxonomy places the organism in Eukaryota, Metazoa, Chordata, Aves, Psittaciformes, Psittaculidae. The transcript has 10 exons. Gene Ontology annotation, cellular component: nuclear envelope; meiotic nuclear membrane microtubule tethering complex. Bases 1 to 1410 code for a protein of 469 amino acids. Gene Ontology annotation, molecular function: protein-membrane adaptor activity. The record is from RefSeq and is a predicted model, not a curated record.
AUGUUUGGGGCUGCACACAACAUCCUUGCAGAGCCGGCAUCAUCCUGCUCCAAGGACAGCCUUGCACCAGCUCAGCUAUGUGACUGCCGCAGCGCUGGCUACUGUUUCCAUAUCCGUCUGGGAUCCUCCAGCGGCCAUGGGGUACACCCCUACGGUGGGAGCCCAGAGCCUGAAACCUCCCGCUGCCCUCCUUCCCGGGACACACCGUCUGUGAUGUGCCUGCAAGGGAUGCUGCCUGGCCCUCCCUCCUUUGUUCCUACAGUGCACACAGCUGCCCCCUCUGGCCCUGCCCUAGCCACCGCGCUGGGGAGAGAUCGCCCUGCCCUGGGAACAGUGCCCAGCUCCUGCGGUGUCUGCCGCUCAUCCCAGUGGGUGUGCUCAAGCAGGCUCCUCAGGCUUUUGUCUGGUUACUUGCCAGGUGUGGUCUUGAUCGUUCUUGGUCAUCUGGCGCUACCUCUGCUGUUCCCCCAGCGAUACCUCAGUGCCUGCAUCUGCAGUGUGAAAGAGAUCACCCAGACGAAGAGCGCAUGCUUGAUGAUCCUGUGCCUGAUCUUCUUAGCCGCUGUUGCUGGUGCCUACUUUGGGACCUUUCUGCCAAUAUGGAUGGUGCUGCCGCAGGAGGUGUCAGAGGUCAUGCCAGACAAGCCUGUGAAUGAGUUGACGUCUCUGCGGAACUCAUUCAGCAUGCUGGGGAAACAAGCGGAGGGGGUGCAAGAGCUGAGGACGGCGGUUACAAGCCUGGUUGCAGACCUGAGAAGUGUGGAGAAGGAACUUCAGGACCUAAGAAUGGCAAUGUCUGCAAUGCCUUUGGAAGAGAGCAUCCAGAUGUCUGCCUGGAUUCUGAAAAGCAAAGGGACCGUCAUCGACCUGCAGAGAUCCCCCAGGAGCUAUAUGUGGCCCUGCAGUGUGUUCCGUUUUGCUUGUGAUUCAAACCAUCUGGAUACUUUUGUGCAGAUGGAUAUUUCCCCAGGAUACUGCUGGCCUUUCCAAGCACCUCAGAGCCAGGUGGACAUUCGGUUGCCCACACAAGUCCAACCAACAGCGAUCACUGUGCAGCAUCCCUUGAAGGUGUCCUCUGGGCUUGGGGGCAUCAGCAGCGCCCUGCGAGAUUUCACCGUCUCUGGAAUGGAUGGGGAAGAGGAAACUCUGCUCGGGACUUUCACCUAUGACAUAGCGGAACAGCCGAUCCAGACCUUCCCUCUGCAGAAUGAGCUUUCCAGGGCUUUUCAGUUUAUCAGACUUGCCAUACGGAGCAACUGGGGUGAGUCGUCCAACACCUGCAUUUAUCGAGUGAAGGUUCAUGGGAAGGUAGUGGAAAUGAAUGCUGCCGGCAGGGGACAAGGAGACCUCCUCCUCCAGAAACAAAAGGAAGGAAAAGCCUCCAAGCCAAGGAGCAUGGCUGGUUUUUAGCGUGGAGCAGAGCAAUGUUGCUCCACAGGCCGGCUCAAAGACAUAGCGGGAAACGUGGCCAGGCCUGUUGGAAACUUAAAAACAUUUCUUGUAAAGGCCCAGGCAAGA